CCGGGGCGGGUCCUGGGCGGCGGGCGGGGCGCCGCGGCCGAGGCCCGGAAGCGGACCGAGGCCGCCCGGGUCCCAGCCGUCGGGCCGCCAUGGACGAGGCUGACCGGCAGCUCCUGCGGCGGUGCCGUGUGCGGCUGGUCGGCGAGCUGCAGGUGGCCUCGCUCUGGGACGCUCUGCUGACCCGCCAGCUCUUCACGCCCGCGAUGAUCGAGGACAUCCAGCAUGCGGGCUCAGGGUCUCGGAGCGAUCAGGUCAGGCAGCUUGUCAUAGAUCUAGAGACCCGAGGGAGUCAGGCCCUUCCUUUGUUCAUCUCCUGCUUAGAGGACACAGGCCAGGAUGCACUGGCUUCAUUGCUGAGAAUGGGUCGGCAAGCAGAAAAGCAGAAUCCACAGGCCGUCAGACCCCUGGACCUCAUGCCUGUGGUGGUUGGACCAAUGGGCCUCAAACCAGAGGAGCUCAGAAGGAGGCAGUAUCCUUUAAAGCCGACUCCGGAAAAACUCACUCCAGUGGUGUUGGGGCCCGAGGAGCUGUGGCCAGCCAAGCUCCGGCCAGAGGUUCUCAGACCAGAGGUGCCUAGGCCAGUGGACAUUGGUUCUGGACCAUUCAGUGAUAUCUAUGCUCAGGAAAUUUCGAAGCGAAAUGCUGAUUUGGCGUAUGUCCUGAACGCGGACCCCUGUGGCCACUGCCUCAUCAUCAACAACAUGAACUUCUGCCUCGAGUCGAGGCUCCAGACCCGUACCGGCUCCAAUAUCGACUGUGAGAAGUUGCAGCGACGUUUCUCCUUGCUGCAUUUCGUGGUGGACGUGAAGCAUGACCAGACGGCCAAGCAAAUGGUCCAGGUGUUGGUGGAGCUGGCGCGGCGGGACCACGGUGCUCUGGACUGCUGCGUGGUGGUCAUCCUCUCUCACGGCUGUCAGGCCAGCCACCGCCAGUUCCCAGGGGCUGUUUAUGGCACAGAUGGCUGUCCUGUGUCCAUCGAGAAAAUUGUGAACAUCUUCAAUGGAUCCGGCUGCCCCAGCUUGGGAGGGAAGCCCAAGCUCUUCUUUAUCCAGGCCUGUGGUGGGGAGCGGAAAGACCAUGGGGUUGAGGUGGCCUCCACGUCCCCUGAAGACAGGACCCCUGGCAGUGACUCCGAGCCAGACGCUGUCCCGUUCCAGGAAGGCCCAGGCACCUUUGACCAGCCGGACGCCGUGUCUAGUUUGCCCACACCCAGUGACAUCUUUGUGUCCUACUCCACCUUCCCAGGUUUUGUUUCCUGGAGGGACACCAAGAGCGGCUCCUGGUACGUGGAGACCUUGGAUGGUGUUUUCGAGCAGUGGGCUCGCUCUGAGGACCUGCAGACCCUCCUGCUCAGGGUCGCUAAUGCUGUUUCGCAGAAAGGGACUUACAAGCAGAUUCCUGGUUGUUUCAAUUUCCUCCGGAAAAAACUUUACUUUAAAAUGUAAUGAGGCCAGGGCCCCUGCACCCUUUACCCCAAAACCUUCCUGCUCCAGGCCCAGCGGCAGUGGAGGUCUGAUCUUUGCUACAACGACAGCUGUCACUCUUCGAAGGGGUUUGUGGCCUGUAGUGGGUCUACUCUUUCCCCACCAGUGGCAGACAGGCUCUUAGCAGCUUCCAAAUUGGAGACGGAUGACUGGCGACACAGGAAGCGGAGCAGAAGAAAAUCAAGGACACCCAGGACUCUUACCAGUGGCCUGUUCUCCGGCUAGUGGCUGUGGCCUAUGACCCCUGCGUUUUCUGUAGAGUAAGGCUUUUUAACCUCAGUCUGAUUGACAUUUGGGGCCACAUGUUGGGGGGGGGGCGCCUCCCGUGCAUGGUGGGACGUUUAGCAGCAUCCCUGGCCUCUACCCUCUAGGUGCCAGGAGCACCUCCCCCUGCGUCGUGACAACCCAAAAUGUCUCCAGACAUUGCCAGAUGUCCCCUGGUGGGACACCCCUUGAGAACCACUGAUCUACGAGAAACUUUGGUUACAAACAAACCAUCUCUCUCAGAUCAGCAAGUUUGGGGCUACUAGUCUGAAAAGCCGGAGUCUGCAAAUCCUCAAUGAGGUUUUAAAAAUGAUCAAUUUUUCUUAUAUUCUAGUAUUAAAAAAAUCUUAGGGGCAUAUGGACACUUUUCCCCCCUUGUUUCCCCCCUUGUUUUGCUCCAACUCUUUGUUUUUCCUUAUAAAGGGGAUUUUUGCUUUUCUGGGAACGUUUCCCCGUCUCUUACUUCAUGUGAACCCCACCCCAUCCCAGGGAAGGAUGACAGGUCUGGGAGCCGUGUCCUCAGGGAAGUUAGGUCACCUGAGCCAAGGGGAGCGUAGAUACGGCCCCACCCCCGAGGCCUGGAAUCGUGACCUGUCCAAGUGUGAAAUAGUCCCGGGGGCUUCUGGUGGUUAGUUAUCUGUGGUCACCUGCGGGAUGGUACAAGGAAACAAUCCAAUUAACCCGACAGAGCCCAGCAGCGCUUGGCCCUCUGCCUGCUCCCCGCUUCCAGGCUCUGUACUCGCCCCUCAUGCGAAUCAGGUGGUCCUUGCCCGAGGCGCCCGCCCGAAUCGAAUGGUGUUCAGGACGAAAAGGUGUUAUCCCAGCUUUUCACUGACCUGGCGGGGACUUCCUAUAAAGGGGUGGGGUGGGGGGGGGGGUCUUAGCCCAGAGUUCUGUUUGGACUUCCGAGCAGCGGGCCUGUGAACCCCUGAAAAUCAUACGCCGAAUGUGUAGAGGGACAGGUGCUGAGAUUUCAUUUGUCUCUCAAAGGGAUUGAGAGCCUCAAAAGUUUAACAACUAGCACUGUUUGCAAGGCCACCCCCAUGGCGUGUUUUCAGAGGCUGGGUAGCAGUGUCAUGAAACAUGUUACUGCCCCAACUCCAUCGUCCAGUGACGCUGCUGGGCCCAGCUCUCCAGCACAGAUACGCUGACCAGUGUGCAAGAAUGUGUGUCCCAGGAUGUUCGCUGCAGCAGUGGGAGAGAGAAUAGGGAGCAGGUGAAAGUGUCACUCCUUCUAUUCAUAAUAUGGAAUAUUAUUUAGCUGUCCAAAAGAAUGGCCCGGAUGUAUGUACUGACACGUAAAAUGUGACACAGUGCCGAGUGAAAAACACCCAGUUGCAGAGCAGUAGGAAGCAUACAAUGCUAUUUUCGGUUAGAAAGCUAUGGUAUAUGAAUGUACCCAUAUGGACGUGUGAUGUAUGCACAUAAAUAAAGUCCAGAAGGCCAU
Molecule: messenger RNA, 3195 nt
Organism: Herpailurus yagouaroundi (jaguarundi)
Lineage: Eukaryota; Metazoa; Chordata; Mammalia; Carnivora; Felidae
Gene: CASP9
Product: caspase 9
Exons: 9
Coding region: 90-1445 (451 amino acids)
Biological process (GO): proteolysis; regulation of apoptotic process
Molecular function (GO): cysteine-type endopeptidase activity
Source: RefSeq, a predicted model, not a curated record